This is a messenger RNA of Penicillium cinerascens, 1605 nucleotides long. RefSeq lists its product as uncharacterized. Bases 1 to 1605 code for a protein of 534 amino acids. The record is from RefSeq and is a predicted model, not a curated record. The transcript is spliced from 4 exons. NCBI's taxonomy places the organism in Eukaryota, Fungi, Ascomycota, Eurotiomycetes, Eurotiales, Aspergillaceae.
AUGCUCCUCCAGGGCCCCCCCGCGCCCGCUGGGGAGGCAGCGACCAUUCACCCCAUCCUCCGUAAUGCAUUGCGCAUUAGUCUGAGCGUGAAGGAGUACCGAGCCCUCCACGACGCCGCCGUCAAACGCGCUCCGGCCUUGAAGGACAAGCUCCCCUCUCCAUCCGGUUAUGAGAGGAUGGCGAGCCCGAAGAACCGGCACACUGAGGCCGCUCUCCGCACGUCCCUGCGCGUAUUCGUGGGCUCGGGCAUCGCGCUGAAGGUGGUGGAGGUGGUGAUGAAGCGGGUUCGAGGCGACACCACACAGAAGAAGACUCGUACCCCGCUGCACCGAAACCCCAUGUUCCGACUCUCUGUGUCCAUGUCCCUCCUGCUCUUCUUCCACCGUCUCCUAUAUCGCUUCUUUGUCCGACUCCGCGCAAACCUCCGCACCGAUGACGCGGGUCCUUUCCGCGAGCGAAACCCGCGGGUUUCGCGCGCGCUCACGUCGCGUUUUGCGCCCGCCGUCGGCGCCAGUCUUGCGGGCUUCGCUCUGGCGAUCACGCCCCAGGACCAGCUACGCUUGACGGCGGCUGUCUACUGGUCGACACGAAGCUUGGAGUUCCUGUACAACGUUAUGGAUGAGAAGGGAUGGCUGGCUGAGCGCCCGUGGUGGUUCGGGAGCUGGCUGCUCAUGCCGAUCUCGUGUGCCCAGCUCUUCCAUGCCUUUAUCUUUGACCGCGAGACUACGCCCACGUGGUUCGGCAAUGCCAUCCUGAAGCUCUCGCCGAGCUAUAUCCCCGGCCGACCGGACUCGCUCCCUGCCAGCAGCGACUGGCCCGAGAAGGAGCAGAUCGUAGAUUCUCUUGCAUCUAUUGCGGAUCUGCGCUGGCCCAAAUUCGUGUCGCCCAUUCUACACCCGACCGACCCUAAUACCUUACCGUCAGUAGUGAAGUCGAUCUCUCCGAUAACUGGGCCUGCGCAUCCCUCGAUCUCGAGCUUGUCAUGUGCUCUGCUUCACCCAAGUGUGCCGAACUGCAGCACCGCGUUCCUGCACCACAUUCUACUCUCGGUGCCCCCGCUGGCACGGUUUUUGACCACCGUGACGCUGGCACUGACGAUCCCUAAAUUCAAGAGCGUCCUCACUCAGCCAAUUACAUCUAUCAACAAUCUAUCUAAGCGGAUCAUCAUGAUGACUGCCGUGUUGUCGGCCGCCAUCGGAUCCGCGUGGGGCAGCGUCUGCCUCCUGAACGGCACCCUUCCCCGCUCGACACUCCCUACCAAGCGCUUCUUCCUUAGUGGUGCCAUCGGUGGACUUCCAUUCAUGUUCCUGGGUAACAGCCGCAGCGUGUUCAUGUACUUCUUCCGUGCUGGGGUGGAUUCGGCCUGGAAAACCGGCGUUAAGCGUGGACUAUGGAAAGGUGGCCGUGCCGGUGAAGUUUGGCUCUUCGUGCUCUCCUGGGCUCUUAUCGGGUCCAUCCUCGAGGCUCACCCGUCGGCGGUGCGAGGCCCAGGCAUUCGCAAGUACCUGGCGUGGAUGCGGGGAGACGGGUGGGUCGACCCCGAGGAAAUUGCGAAACGCAAGUUGCGACGGGAGACGAAGGAGGCAAAGGCCGAGAAUCCGUAA